This is a messenger RNA of Cottoperca gobio, 3081 nucleotides long. It is a transcript of the gene ehd2b, whose product is annotated as EH-domain containing 2b. NCBI's taxonomy places the organism in Eukaryota, Metazoa, Chordata, Actinopteri, Perciformes, Bovichtidae. The transcript has 7 exons. Gene Ontology annotation, molecular function: calcium ion binding; protein binding; GTP binding. The record is from RefSeq and is a predicted model, not a curated record. Gene Ontology annotation, biological process: endosomal transport; endocytosis. Gene Ontology annotation, cellular component: cytoplasm; plasma membrane. The coding region runs from base 640 to 2280 and encodes 546 amino acids.
GUUGCCAGGCAUCCCUGGAAGAGGAGGUGCAUUAAACUUGGAGAAGCAAGCAACGGGAGGGAGAACAUUUUGCCUCUGUGUGGUGCGCCUGUGUGUCCUACUUUGCCCUGUGCUCAUUCAGCAAGCAGAGUAAGGAACCUUGCCAGAUCUGGAGCUCAUCUGAAAUACAUUAAAACCAGGAGAAGAACAAUCCUCUGUAAUCUAACUGCGUAUACACUGCUCAGAGGGUUCCUAUUCGCUGUCAGAGGUACACCCAUACAUGUAGCAGCAGCUCCUCCAAGAGACUGUUUUUGUCUUCUCAAGUCAAAAUAUUUUCCAAACUCCAGAGGGCAAGACUGCAGAGAGAGAGAUCAAGGCGCUUGAAGAAGUCAACUUUCUCCAUAAUAACUUGGGGCUAAACGUUAUCAGUGUGGCGACAGUUAUCAAGUUGUCAAAAGGGGAAGAUCCAGACUUCAAACGAAACAUCAGCCCUAUCGUUCCUCUCGGCUUGUGUAGAGCAGGUUUCAAGGACAAGUUCACAUAAAUACAGGAAGCACCUGAAGCUUUCCUGAAGCCACAGGAAGGACAGCUCCAAACAACAGACACACUCGCACGCUGAUUUUCCUAAGAAGCGCCCUAUCAUCUUGUUGGUAAAUCAACAUGUCACGCUGGGGGAGGAAAAAUGUGAAGAAGACACCUGAGGUGAUCCGCACUGUGACAGAAGGGCUCAAGUCCUUGUAUCGUAAAAAGCUGCUGCCUCUGGAGGAGUACUAUGGUUUCCAUGACUUCCACUCUCUCAGUAUGGAGGAUGCAGACUUUGAUAAUAAGCCUAUGGUGCUGGUGGUGGGACAGUACUCCACUGGAAAGACAACGUUCAUAAAGUAUCUUCUGGAGCAGGAUAUUCCUGGGAGCAGAGUGGGACCUGAACCCACCACUGACAGCUUCACUGCAGUCAUGCAUGGGGAGGUGGAGGGUGUCAUCCCUGGUAACGCACUUAUCGUAGACCCCAACAAGCCUUUCCGCAAACUCAACCCUUUUGGAAACACCUUUCUCAACAGGUUCCAGUGCGCCCAGAUGCCCAACCAGGUCCUGGAGAGUAUCAGCAUUAUUGACACACCGGGGAUCCUGUCCGGUGCUAAGCAGAGAGUGAGCCGAGGUGAGAGGCUUUACAAAGGCUAUGACUUCCCAGCUGUGCUGCGCUGGUUUGCGGAGCGUGUGGACCGCAUCAUCCUGCUCUUUGAUGCCCAUAAACUGGAGAUCUCAGACGAGUUCUCCGAGGCCAUCGGUGCCCUGAAAGGCAAUGAGGACAAGCUGCGUGUGGUGCUCAACAAGGCCGACAUGGUGGGCACCCAGCAGCUGAUGAGAGUGUACGGUGCACUCAUGUGGUCCCUGGGGAAGGUGUUUGGCACCCCGGAGGUUCUGCGCGUCUACAUCGGCUCCUUCUGGUCAGAGCCACUGAUGGUUACAGACAACCGGAAGCUGUUUGAGCUGGAAGAGGAGGAUCUGUUCAAUGACAUCCAAAACCUUCCUCGCAAUGCAGCUUUACGCAAGCUCAAUGACCUGGUCAAGAGGGCGCGUCUGGUUAGGGUCCAUGCUCACAUCAUCAGCUAUCUGAAGCAGGAGAUGCCUUCCGUCUUCAGGAAGGACAAUAAAAAGAAGAAUCUGAUCUACCAGCUGCCAGUGAUUUUCUCUAAGAUCCAGCUGCAGCACAACAUUUCUGCUGGAGAUUUCCCUGAUUGUGCUAAAAUGCAGGAGCAACUGAUGGUUCAUGAUUUCAACAAGUUCAAAAGCUUGAAGCCGAACCUGAUGGCAGCCUUGGAUGAGUUGCUCUCCUCUGAUAUUGCCAAACUGAUGCCCCUCCUGCGGCAGGAGGAGCUGGAAGCAGGUGAGCAACUAGGCGUGCAGGGUGGAGCCUUCAUAGGGAACCGUGCCGGACCGUUCGGAGAGGGCGACCCCUUUGCCCAGGAGAACGGAGAGGGCUGCGACGAGGAGGAAGACUGGGUGGUGACCAAAGACAAGCCCAAAUAUGAUGAAAUCUUCUAUAACCUCGCUCCCAACGAGGGGAAACUGAGCGGCAACAAGGCGAAGGACUGGAUGGAGAGCUCCCGCUUGCCCAACUCGGUCCUGGGUCGCAUCUGGAAGCUGUCGGAUGUGGACCACGAUGGCAUGCUGGAUGAUGAAGAAUUUGCCCUGGCCAGCCACCUGAUUGAGGUCAAGCUGGAAGGCCAUGGUCUGCCCCCUGAGCUUCCCACACGUCUGAUCCCGCCCUCCAAACGCAGGCAGAAGGGUUCUGAUAUAUAGACAAAGUUCCCGGAGCUGAGAGAGACUCUUCUCUAUUCGCUGUGCUACUGCUUGUAUUUGCUCUUGUUUUCCCCCCAGACCCCAAGUCAAAAUGUUUGUUUAUACUGCGUUUAACUUUCCUCUUAAGACUGAUUCUGGUCUUGCACAAUGGAACACACUGUAUUAAAGUGUAAGUCUUUGAGACAAAGGACGUACUGCAAAAGAUUGUGUAUUAAGAAGUCACACGGGUCUGGUUGCUUCCUCUUUUUGGCUUCUCAAAGUUAGCUUCUUAUGAUGAGCUUUAAAAAUAUAUCUACUUGUGUUUGCAGAAGUAAAUGCAGUAUUCAGCAUAUAUUUGACCGAGUACAGAGCUAAACCUUUCUGUAUUAAAUCCUUUAAGUGUAACAUUCCCUCAGUGAUUAGAUUGGUGAUAAUUUGUAGGAUUAUGCCAUUUAUUUUCAUGUCUGGUCAUUCCAGCGAGGGUAACAAAUACACAUUUCUUAACAAAGACUUAUAUUGCUCAAAUGAUUUGUUUUUAGCAUUUUCGACUCAAACCGUCAGCACAAUUAUAUUAAUAACGUGAAUACGUUUCACUUUUGAUGCUUUACAUGCCACCAUUUUGUGCAUUAAACUUUAUAUAUUAUUUUUGUAAUGUUGCUGUUUUGUAUUUGCAGGAGUAAGAACUCAGUUGUAUAAAAGAACAUGACAUGCUGAGAUUAACCUUUGAUUGAUGUGUUGAUAUAUUACUGACUACUGUACACAGCUCCACCAACUGUUCUUAUGUUAACUAUUAUUGUAACCAAAUAAAAUUCCCUGACUGUG